GUCACUCUUUGACAAUAGGGCGGUUGCCAACGCUCCAGCUUGUAACUUACUCAAUUCCAAUCCAACCCAUUCGGGAAGGAAGGGAGACCAUUAGCAGCCUCCAGUUCAGAAUAGGAAGCUCUUAUUCAUCAGUAACCCCCCUAUCUCGGUGACGUCUUGCGUUGUCGCAUGUGUCUUUGCCCCGCAAAGAUGGUGGGGUUUCAUCCCCCACUACGAGCACGUCCCCCUGGAAGUCUAUCUCAUCACGACAUCGCUUUCGGACACAAGACGCUUGUAACUCCGAUCACAUCGACACCGGAGCAAAAGGCCUCAUACAUAAACAACGUCCAAUAUAUAUCCCCUUUGAGAAUCUCAGAAGGAACAGCUGUGUCUUUGUCUGGUAGGCAACUCCCCGAUCCUUAGACUCCCCGCUUUUGUAUCCGCAUUGUCCAUCUUACUCAAGGGUCCCCAGCAAUCAUCAUGCCUCUCGUCGCCUCAACCCCCAAGGACCGCGUUAUCCUGGGUCUUAUGACCUUCGGACCCAAGGAGUCUGACGGCGCCCGAAUCACCGACCUGGAGACCUUCAACAAGGCUCUCGACGUUUUCCAGAGCCGUGGCUACAACGAGGUCGACACUGCCCGUGUCUACGUCGGUGGGCAGCAGGAAGCCUUCACCCGUGAGGCUAAGUGGAAGGAGAGAGGGUUGACGCUGGCCACCAAGGUCCAAUAUCCCGGACAGGCUGGCGACCAUGCCGCGGCCAAGGUUUUCGAGUCGGUGGAGACGAGCUUGAAGGAGCUGGGUACUGACUGCGUCGAUAUUCUCUACCUUCAUGCUCCGGACCGUGCCACGCCGUUUGCCGAGACCCUCGAGGCUCUGGACAAGCUCCACAAGCAAGGCAAGUUCGUCAAGCUUGGCCUGAGCAACUUCACUGCAUUUGAGGUGGCCGAGGUGGUCUUGACGUGCAAGUACAACGGAUGGGUUCGGCCGACGGUGUACCAGGGCAUGUACAACGUCAUUACCCGCAGCCUCGAGUCCGAGCUGAUCCCGGCGCUGCGACGUUACGGACUGGACCUUGUUGUUUACAACCCGAUCGCGGGCGGGCUGUUCUCGGGCAAGAUCAAGUCCAAGGACAUGGUGCCGACCGAGGGCCGGUUCUCGGACCACAACGGCACGGGGGGUAAUUACCGGGGGCGCUACUUCCGCGAGAGCACGUUCAGAGCGCUGGAAACCAUCGAGGCGGCGGUAGAGAAGAACGGGCUCAGCAUGAUCGAGACGGCGCUGCGAUGGACGGUGCACCACUCGGCGCUCAAGAUCAAGGAUGGCAACGACGGAAUUAUCAUUGGCAUCUCGAGCGUGCAGCAGCUCGAGAACAACCUCGACCACCUCGAAAAGGGCCCGCUCCCCGACGAGGUUAUCCAGGCGCUCGACCAGGCGUGGGCCAUCUCCAAGGCGGACACGGCCAACUACUGGCACCUGGAUCUCGAGUACAAGUACGAUACCCGGGAUGCGCUGUUCGGGGCAGGGGCCAAGUGAUGGAUGAUGAAGUGGAGUGCGAAUAACCGUAGAUAGGCAGGGCAGGCAAUGACAGACAGACAGACAGACAGACA
This is a messenger RNA of Colletotrichum navitas, 1586 nucleotides long. Its product is annotated as aldo/keto reductase. The record is from RefSeq and is a predicted model, not a curated record. The transcript is spliced from 3 exons. The coding region runs from base 460 to 1512 and encodes 350 amino acids. NCBI's taxonomy places the organism in Eukaryota, Fungi, Ascomycota, Sordariomycetes, Glomerellales, Glomerellaceae. Gene Ontology annotation, molecular function: oxidoreductase activity.